This is a messenger RNA of Sarcophilus harrisii (Tasmanian devil), 2980 nucleotides long. RefSeq names its product forkhead box K2 (gene FOXK2). Gene Ontology annotation, biological process: regulation of transcription by RNA polymerase II. Lineage: Eukaryota; Metazoa; Chordata; Mammalia; Dasyuromorphia; Dasyuridae. The record is from RefSeq and is a predicted model, not a curated record. The transcript is spliced from 9 exons. Gene Ontology annotation, molecular function: RNA polymerase II cis-regulatory region sequence-specific DNA binding; protein binding; DNA-binding transcription factor activity, RNA polymerase II-specific. Bases 17 to 2434 code for a protein of 805 amino acids.
CCGUGCUGCAUUCCUAAUGGUAGGAAGUAGCUGUCAGUCACUGGCCCAGAGGGGCGGGACGUCAGCGCUAUCAAGCUUAGUUGAGCUUUUCACUUUGCCUCCCUCCCCCCUUUCUCCCCUUCGUUGCCUCCCCCCUCCCCCCUCCCCCCUUACCUUCUCACUAGUUCUCUCAUCUAAUCCUCCCCUCUUCUCCUCCCUUAUCCCCCUCCCCCUUCUCUCCCCUCGGUGUGUGCAUAAGCUGUGGCCGGCUGAUCCGAGCACCAGAGCUGCCUCCCCCGUGGGCUUCGAUCCAGGGGCCUCGAGGCUCCUCGCUCCUGCUCGCCCGGCUUUGGGCAGCUUCGUUCCUCCCUCUCACCUUCCAGGCCCCGGGAUGGCGGCGGCGAUGCUCUCUGGCACAGGUUCGGCCCCCCCGCCCGGGUCCGGUGGUGGUGGCGCCGAUGGUGACGGCAGUGGCGGCUGUAGAGGGUCCCCGCCGGGGGGCUGGGCCGUGGCUCGGUUGGAGGGCCGUGAGUUCGAGUACCUGAUGAAGAAGCGAUCGGUGACUAUCGGGCGGAAUUCGUCUCAGGGCUCCGUAGAUGUGAGCAUGGGCCACUCAAGCUUCAUUUCCCGGCGCCACCUUGAGAUCUUUACUCCCCCAGGCGGCAGCCCGACCCCCUUGGCCUUUGGUGCUGGGGAGCAGCAAUCUCAGCUUCAGCCCCCGGCGCAGCAGCCGCCCCCGCCACCCCCGCCUCCCCCGCCUUCCCAGCCCGGCUCCGCUGAAGACCCCAGCACCGGCGGAGAUUUCUAUCUGCGCUGCCUAGGCAAGAACGGCGUCUUCGUGGACGGCGUGUUCCAGAGGCGGGGGGCGCCCCCGCUGCAGCUGCCCCGAGUAUGUACCUUCAGAUUUCCUAGCACAAACAUCAAGAUAACAUUUACGGCAUUGUCCAGUGAGAAGAAGGAAAAACAGGAAGCCCCAGAGUCCCCAGUUAAGCCUGUGCAGCCUCAGAUCACUCCCUUAACAAUAAACAUUCCUGACAACAUGGCUCACCUGAUCAGUCCUCUGCCUUCUCCCACAGGAACUAUCAGUGCUGCAAAUUCCUGCCCAUCUAGUCCCCGAGGGGCAGGCUCUUCAGGGUACAAAAUGGGUCGCGUUCUACCCACUGAUCUACAUUUAAUGGCUGAUAAUUCACAGUCAGAAAAUGACAAGGAAGCUUCAGGUGGAGAUAGCCCAAAGGAUGAUUCAAAGCCUCCUUAUUCCUAUGCACAAUUAAUAGUACAAGCAAUUACAAUGUCUCCUGAUAAGCAGCUUACACUAAACGGAAUUUAUACCCACAUAACUAAAAACUAUCCAUACUACAGGACAGCAGAUAAAGGCUGGCAGAAUUCAAUUCGCCACAAUCUCUCUCUGAAUCGUUAUUUCAUCAAAGUACCACGUUCCCAGGAAGAACCAGGCAAAGGCUCAUUCUGGAGGAUAGACCCUGCCUCUGAAAGCAAAUUAAUAGAGCAGGCUUUUAGGAAAAGAAGGCCUAGGGGAGUACCUUGCUUUAGAACCCCUCUGGGACCGCUCUCUUCUAGAAGUGCUCCAGCUUCUCCUAAUCAUUCUGGAGUGUUGUCUGCUCACUCCAGUGGAGUACAAACCCCUGAGAGCUUAUCAAGGGAAGGUUCUCCAGUCCCUAUGGAUCCUGAGCCUAGUGCUAUACAACCUAAACUAGCAGUAAUACAAGAAGCUCGGUUUGCCCAGAGUGCACCAGGUUCACCUUUGUCUAGCCAACCAGUUUUAAUUACUGUACAACGGCAACUACCACAAACUAUUAAACCAGUUACCUACACUGUUGCAACACCUGUGACCACCUCAACAUCCCAGCAACCUAUGGUACAGACGGUUCAUGUUGUUCAUCAGAUACCAGCUGUAUCAGUCACAAAUGUGUCAGGAUUAGCUCCAGCAAACACUUAUACUGUAGCUGGACAAGCGGUGGUCACGCAAGCUGCAGUGGUUACUCAGUCCAAGAUAGAACCUCAAGAAAAUGGAGACCACAGAGAAGUAAAAGUUAAAGUAGAACCUAUUCCUGCUAUUAGCCACACUACAAUAGGAGCUGCUAGUCGGAUCAUUCAAACAUCGCAGACCACUCCUUUACAGACAGUUACCAUAGUGCAACAGGCACCUCUAGGUCAACACCAGCUACCAAUAAAAACUGUAACACAAAAUGGGACACAUGUAGUACCAGUGACCACUGCAAUCCAGGGACAGGUCAGCACUGCUGCUGCAAAUCCUUUACAUAUAUUGGCAACCCAUGCAUCAGCAUCAGCAUCACUGCCAACCAAACGUCAGAAUGGUGACCAAUCUGAGCAGCCAGAACUGAAACGUAUCAAAACAGAAGAUGGUGAAAGUAUAGUCAUCGCUGUGAAUGUGGACACACCAUCUUCAGCAGUGAGGGAAAAAAGCAUUCAAAACUAAAAACUUUGAUUUCUUUUCAUAUUUAAAAAAAGUUUUUAAAUCAACUCUGUGGUGCCAAAAGGAGACAUUUAAGUUAAUAUCUAAAAUGUUGGGACACGUUCUCACUCAGUGGAUAUAUGGGCCCUGUGAACAGACUUCAAUAUUCAGCACUGAAAAACAAAAAUGAAAACACAGGUGGCCUUAAAACUCAGUAAUUUAAAAACAAAAAUCAAACUAAAAAACUCAAACAUCUUCUAAAGUCUGUGACAUACCCUCUCUACUAAAUGAUCUCUGUUGCUGCAGAGUUGGGGAGAGCUACAGCUUUUAAACUUAAAUAAUAAAAAACAAAACACUUGAUUAUUUUAAGGACUGAGUAUCUCAGCAUAACGACAGCAUGAUAAGCGCUUAGUGUAAACUGUUUUAAAUGAUUGUAUAAUCCUUAAAGGGAACAGAGGCAAAGAGCCAUUUCCUCCAUCUUGGCAGCUAGCCUUUCAUAAUGACCUAGCCAGUGCAGUUGUUGAUAGAUAUGCAGUAUUUUGUUCACGUGGAAUUUUUGAAGUGUGCUUU